AUGCAGCGGGAGGAGACGGAGGAGGAGCGGCGCGCGCGGCGCCUGGCCAAGAAGGCGGCCAAGGAGGCGCGCAAGGCGGAGACCGUGGCGGGCUACUCGAACAGCACCAAUCCGUUCAACGAUCCGAACCUGAAUGAGCAGUUUGUGUGGGGCAAGAAGCAGACGCGCGACGGCACGACCGAGCAGGAGGCGCGCGCGACGGCCAAGCGGCGACGGCACGAGGUGGCGGCGGAGCUGCAGAAGGUCAAGGAGUCGCGCGAGAAGGGCGAGCGCGAGCGCGAGGCGUGGGAGGCGGAGAAGCGGCAGCUCGACAAGGAGCGGGAGCAGAUGGCGUUUGCAGACAACCAGCGGCGCGAGGACGAGUUCCAGCUGCAGCAGGAGCGCUCGCGCGCGGUGCGGCGCGUCGAGGAGGGGCGCGCGCGCCUCGUCGACCUCCUCACCGCAGGGCUCUCGCUGCUCGAGAGCGACGCCGCGCCGUCUGAGCUGCUGCCGAACGAGGUGCCGGACCCGCUGGCGGUGUUUGAGCACAGCAGCGAGGCGGAGUUGCGCGAGCUGCAGGGAGAGAUCUCGAGGCACUCCGACCUCGACUCGGGCAACGCCGACUUUUGGGCCGCCAUGGGCCUCGUCUGCGACGACGCGCUGCAGGCGUCGUCGGGGGACACGACGGUGACGGCAGAGGUGCGGGGCGAGAUCGACGCGAUGCUGGACGGCAAGUCGCCGGCGGAGCUGGACGAGCUGCAGGGGCAGAUCGUGUCGGAGCUGCUGGCCACCCACGAGGCGGCGGCGGAGGCGGAGGCGGACGGGCGGUACAGCCCGGAGCCUCUCUCGGCGAGGCAGGCGGAGGCGCGAAAGGGCAUGGAGGCGGGCGAGGCUCGCUUCUCGGUCGAGGCCGAGUGGUGGCACGACAAGUACCGGCCGCGCAAGCCAAAGUACUUCAACCGCGUGCACACCGGGUACGAGUGGAACAAGUACAACCAGACGCACUACGACCACGACAACCCGCCGCCAAAGAUGGUGCAGGGGUACAAGUUCAACGUCUUCUACCCCGACCUGAUCGACCGGCGCAAGACGCCGACCUACUCCCUCUCGCCCGACCCGGGCUCGUCGGACACCUGCAUCCUGCGCUUCCACGGCGCACCGCCCUUAGUCAUGCCGCAGAGCCACGCCUCACGCACCUACUCGCUGGCCGCUUGA
This is a messenger RNA of Emiliania huxleyi CCMP1516, 1194 nucleotides long. RefSeq lists its product as hypothetical. Gene Ontology annotation, biological process: mRNA cis splicing, via spliceosome. The record is from RefSeq and is a predicted model, not a curated record. Gene Ontology annotation, molecular function: protein binding. The transcript has 5 exons. Lineage: Eukaryota; Haptophyta; Isochrysidales; Noelaerhabdaceae. Bases 1 to 1194 code for a protein of 397 amino acids. Gene Ontology annotation, cellular component: cytoplasm; spliceosomal complex.